This is a messenger RNA of Pomacea canaliculata, 1798 nucleotides long. RefSeq names its product transmembrane protein 33-like. Lineage: Eukaryota; Metazoa; Mollusca; Gastropoda; Architaenioglossa; Ampullariidae. The record is from RefSeq and is a predicted model, not a curated record. Gene Ontology annotation, cellular component: endoplasmic reticulum; membrane. Gene Ontology annotation, biological process: endoplasmic reticulum tubular network organization; membrane organization. The coding region runs from base 134 to 943 and encodes 269 amino acids. The transcript is spliced from 8 exons.
UAAGUAGCCACAAAUAAAGGGAGGAAACUGAAACGCUCUUUCGUACAGGGAGGUUAGUAUAGCAUCAUCGAUCACGCUUUUCUUAACGUUCGAAGGUUGCAUUUGUGGUACAGAUUUCAGAAAGGCAACAAGAAUGUCUGAUAGAAGUGAAUCAGCAAAUGGUAGUGGUGAAGAUUCUUCUCAGUCCAAUUCUGCUGGUGCCAAUGGUGCGGCAAGGCAGCCAAGUGGCAGCAGAGUCAUGGAACAUUUGAUGGCCAACAAGGUGGAGACAUUUUUAUGGUUGACACGAAUUUUCACAGUCAUUUUUACCAUCAUGUUUAUGCUUCCUGUAUUUGGAGGUAACAUCUAUACCCAUUACCAAAGGGCAUUGAUAGCCAGUGCAGCCACAUCGGCUUUAAGAUUGCAUCAGCGAAUCCCAGCUGUUCAGUUCAACAUGGAAUUUAUGCGGCAUCUGUUUAUGGAAGAUAGUUGCCAUUACCUUCUCUUUGCCAUCCUGUUUAUCAACAGUUACCCCAUUACCAUGGCUAUUGUGCCUGUCUUCCUUUUUGCACUUCUUCAUGCUUGUUCAUUUACCAAAGCAUUGCUCAAUGCAAUGGGGCCCCAGUCUAUGCAGUUUUUACGAAAUACAAUUACAAAACUGGAACAGCAUCAGACAAGUAUCCUCCGUUUUAUUGCCUGCAAUGAGAUAUUUCUCAUGCCUGCUGUGGUUGUCAUGGUCUUCACAGGCAAAGGCAGCUUCCUCCUACCUUUUGUAUACUACCGCUUCCUGUGUCUUCGCUACACUUCUAGAAGAAAUCCCUACUGCAGGACACUUUUUACUGAGUUCCGCAUGACAGUGGAGUACAUGUGCAGCAAACCACAGUGCCCUAACAUUAUAAGAGGAAUAUGUCAACGUUCCAUUGGGUUUAUCUCACGGUUGGCACCUGCUGUACCAGCCCAGUGAAAAAACUGUGUCUCUUACUGACAUUGGUGUCACUUUUCCAGCGGAAUGGGUCUCAUGAUAUCUUGUUAUUGGUGACUGUAAGUGGUAUGUAGAUUGUGUCUUGAUGUAGCAACUGAUACCCUACCACAGACAAGCAGCAUAAGAGCUGCCUUUGAAAAAAGUAGAAGGUAUGGACUAAGAGAAUUGUUUGAAUGAGCAUUUGUAUGCUGUGUGUUUACAUGCACCCAGAAAUGUGUAUAUUUGUGUUUUUUUUACUAAUCUGUGCAGCACUUUCAAAACUUUCCAGCUGUAUUUGGUAAAAGCUGUGACUCAUAUUUUGAGUACUAUUAUCCUUGAAAGUUUUGAUGCUGUCUUCUCACUUUAUUUUUAUUUAAUUUUUUUAAAUCUCAGGUCUUUUGCAUAAUCAGGAAUUAAUAGAGGGGUUAAGGUUUCAGCAACGUGUAAACUGGAAGGAUUUCAGGGUCAGAUGACUAGUAAAGCUGAUGUCAACAAAGUACUGACAAAAUGCUUCAUAAAUAAACCUUAAGCACUGAAGUUUGAGACAACAUAACUUUAAGAGAAAUAAUAGGUACCAUAACUUCUCACAGUUCUGUUCAAAAGUUCAUUAAAAUGUAGAUUUAAGGUAAGAAUAACUAUUUAGGAUGUGACCUUAUGAAACUGAAGUUCAUGCUUAUUUGCAGUAAGCAUAGGACUUGCAAUAGAAGGGAACUUGACAACAAAGUGAUUAAAUCUACCAUGUAUAAAAUCAGAAGUUAAACAUAUUAGUCUAUAGUGAAGACAAAAGCAACAGGUCACUAAUACAUAAUGUUGUGUCCUGAUAAAUUGAUCCCCCCCACCCCCCAAAAAAAAGAAAAA